AUGUAUGAUUACCGGUUAUUUUGUCGAGAUCAGGAUUCAUUUCAUAUUAAUCGAUCAUCAUGUACGAAUGGAAUGGUAUGGAAUUUCUCCACUCUCGAACAAAACGACUUCAAUACUGACGAUUUACUGAACUGGCAAAUUCCCUUUGAUGUUGUUGAACGUUAUGCAGAUUAUUUGAAUACAGGUUCAACAAAUAGCUUCAUCUGUAAUUGUACAUAUGAUCGAAUUGGAUCAUCAUGUCAAUACAUACUAUUUCCUGACCUACCUACUAUCAACGAAGUAUUAAAAAAUCAACUCCUUCAGCCACAUGAACGUGAAGGUGAGCUUCCAGCAUGUUUAAGUGAUGGUAUUGAAUGUAACGCAGGUUUACUUUGUUUGGAAUGGCGGCAAGUAUGCGAUGGAAUACCUCAUUGUGAUAAUGGUAUUGAUGAAGCUCAAUGUUACUUGCUUGAAUUUCAAAAGUGUGCAUUGGACGAGUUUCAAUGUCGAAAUUCAAUGUGCAUACCACUUGAAUUUCUCUUCGAUGGUACAGUUGAUUGUAUGGAUGGAAGCGACGAACAAGAAACACGUAAGCUGAAAGAAGUUUUUGCAAAUUGUCCGACGAAAUCGGCUUUGGAAUGUGAUGAAAGAUUAUGUCGCAAGGAUGAAUUCAGUUGUAGUGAUGGGCAGUGUAUUUCCUGGUCAAACUUGAUUCAUCAUCAGGAUAGUUGUAAGAAUGCUCGUGAUGCUGCUUACCACUGUGAAACGAUCGAAAAAUUUGCAACAAUGCCUAGUGGUGUUUGCCGAUACAAUGGUCGAGAUGAACGAAAUCAAAACUAUGAAAUGAUUCAACCAUAUCGCUAUCGAUGUUUGGAUGCAUUGAUUACACAAUAUGUUAGCUACCAGCAAUUGGGUAAUGAAAUAGAAGAAUGUUUAGAUGGAAGUGAUGAACUUUCGGAUGAACUACAUUGGCCCUUCUUUCGAUGCGAAUUUGAAACUGAAUAUCCUUGUUGGGUAUUCCGUGGUACCGGUCUUGGCAAUGACAAUCGUGUCAAAAAUGUGCGACUUCUUUUUCAUCGACACUGUGAUUCGAUCUGGGAUACAAGAGACGGUCGAGAUGAGAAAAAUUGUUCACAAUGGAUUUGUGCUUUCGGAAUGUAUCAAUGUCAAGGUACUGGACAAUGCAUUAAUCGAACACACUUGUGUGAUGGAGAAUUUGAUUGUGAUAAUGGUGAAGAUGAAUUAAAUUGUUCAAUGGCAAAACUUCAUUGGUCACUCGAAGAUCAAUGUAAUAAUUCAAAAGAACACUUUUGUAUUACAUUAGAAUUUCUUUCGAAUCAAACAUUGUAUCGUCCGUGUAUACAUUAUUCGAAAGCAGGAGAUAGACAAAUCGAUUGCAUUGGUGGAAGAGAUGAACGUAACGUUUUUUCAUGUUCAGAUCAUCGAAUGUUGGGUGAUCGUUUUCUAUGUGACAAUGCAACAAAAUGUUUACAUCAUACAGUCAUUUGCAAUGGUAUUUAUGAAUGCAUGGAUCAAACAGAUGAGCUUAUUUGUUUGUGGAAUCGAUCUAAUUGUGCCACUAGACAGUUUGCUUGUUCCAAUAAUAGUACCUGUCACAAUGCUCGUUGUUAUUCGAACCAGACUUGUUCAAAAAAUGAACAUUUAUUAUGGUGUCCAAAUUCACCAAAUCCACUAGAAACUGUCUACCGAUCAAACAAGAUUCGCCGUCUUUCUAACUACAACUCGUUUUGUAAUAAUUUUCCACUGACUUUUACACCAUCGACCCCAACUCCUAGAGAUACCGGUUCGAAAAUCAAAUUGAAUUCUUCGCUUCAUGGAUUUUGCAAUCGUGGUUUCUUUUUGAUAACUGGUGGUGACAAACAGCUCUCCUGUUUUUGUCCGCCAAGUUUCUAUGGAAACCAAUGCCAGUUUAAUCGUCGGCGUAUUACUGUACGCAUUCGUUUUGAUCGAAGACAUCGCUCAGACAUACCACCAGUACUUCACGUUCUUGUUUUUUUAUUAUAUAAUGAAACUUUGAUAAUCGAUCAUCGAAGAUUUGUCGAUGUUGAUCAAGAUUUUCCACCGAAGCACAACGCGUACUUACUAUACUCUCGUCCCAAUUUGACUGGUAACUAUUCAGUUCGAUUAGAAGCUUAUCAUGGUGUUGAACUAGUAUGGAUCUGGGAAUAUUCAAUCAAUACAAUAGGAUUUCUUCCUGUAUUUCGAUUAGCCAAAAUACUUCGAUUUCCUGAUCGCUCUUUACCAUGGCUAUGUCUUAACAAUCUUUGCCAGAAUAAUGGAACAUGCUAUGUUAUCGUUAAUCAGAAUCUAAAUGAGUAUUUAUGUCUUUGUCAACAUGGUUGGAAAGGUAAACUGUGUAAUGAAUCUCUCGAACAAACGAAAUGUGCUUUACACGCUCUUGUCCGCAGUGAGGAUGUAUGCGUCUGUCCACAUGGAUAUCUUCCACCUCAUUGUUUAGUUCGUAAUACUGUUUGUGACCAGAAAUCUAGCGCAUGUUCGUCAGAUGAAAUUUGCUCACCUUUCUCUGUUUUACCUCCACAUGGAUACACAUGUUUGUGCAAUGGAUCGAAAACGUGUAAACCACCAGAAUCUAUUCUGAUACUUAAUCGACGACAGGCCAACGAGCAAGCAUUUCUUCUACAGCUACUACAAUUCUCCUCCGACUAUCCACGGCUACGACAACAAAUUUUGGUGCCAAAAUCAACUGAUUUUCCUGUUAUGGAAUUGAUCAAUUCACGAGACGUGAAACAUAGCCGGAGUGUACCAGAAAUCGGUCUCUUGUAUACAUUUGAAUCGCAAACGUCCUUCGUCGCUGUUUAUCUUAGUAUUCUUUAUAUAAAUUGUAGCAACACAUUGCAAAAUUUAAAUAUCGAUCUUGAUUUACAACCUCUACAAUGUACUGAAAUCUCCGAACAUUCAUCCGUCAAACUUUUGCACACUUACUGUUCUCAGUCUGACCAUCAACCGUGCUUCUAUACGAAGAAUUAUGUUUGCUACUGUAGUGGAAAGACGAAUGGGAGCGAAUGCAUAUCGUAUGAGAAACGCAAUAUGGAUUGUUCCUAUUGCAUCAAUCAAGGUUAUUGCAUUCAAGGCAAUCUUCAAAAUAGAAGUGAUUUCGCUUGUGUUUGUCCGAAAUGUGUAUCGGGUGAUCUUUGCCAAUUUACCUUUAGUCGUUUUUCUAUUGAUUUCGAAAUGCUCAUCGAACGGACACAAGGUGAUUAUGUUCAUUUCAUUGGACCCAUGAUUUUCUUUUUCGUCGGAUUGAUAUUCAACGGUUUGGGUAUUAUCACGUUUAAACAACAAAAGGCACGAGAAGUUGGCACUGGUCUUUAUCUUCUUGCCAAUGGAAUCAUCAGUCAAUUUGUACUGGUGCUCUUGCUAGCUCGAAUUAUUUAUUUAGUUCUCGCUCAACAGAUGAUAAUCAAUGCUGUUGCAAACAGAAUUUUAUGCAAAAUAUUGCCCUAUUUGAUGACAGCAUUUAGCAAUACUAGCAUGUGGCUCAUGGCUUUUGUCACUGUCGAACGAGCAUUGAUUGUCACUUGGCCUACUCGAUUUCGAUUACUUCGUACGCCUCGAUUUGCCAUUAUUUUAAGUACUAUAACGUUUCUGGGCUUGUUUUCUUCUCUUUAUGCAUACAUCAUCGAAUAUAAAUUGGUCGUUCAUCCUGAUUAUAUAUAUGCCAGCUGUGUCAGAGAGAUUCCACUAAAUCGAAAGGUCAUUGUUCGAUAUACUUCUCUUGCACACCAAAUUAUUCCUUUUCUGAUUAAUUUCAUCGCUGGAAUGACGGUCAUCAUCAAUAUUGGCCGUUCAAAAGCGGCUAGUCAUCAUAUAUCACCUCGUAAUACUAUUGUUGAACAAGUUCGUCAACGAGCUGAUCUACUAGUUGGUCCGUUCAUCUGCUUUAUCUCAGCAUUGCCUCAAUUAAUCGUACUGUUUUUGGAUGCGUGUAUGUAUGAACAAAGUGCUUGGUUCGUCUAUCUCACUCUUGGAACCUACUACAUUUCAUUCAUGCCUCAAAUCAUUCUUUUUUUCAUCUUUGUGAUUCCAUCACCACUUUACAAACAAAUUUUAUUCACCGAAACAACACUUGGUAGACGUCUAGCCAAUUUUUUACAACUUCAAAACUUGCCAAAGCAUACUGGUAUCACUCGUUAUUAAUCUAAAAUACUGAGAUUCUGUACACUUUUAAUGCUUAGCCAAGAAAAUCAAAUAAACAUGCUUCAAAGAUUCUGAUCGUGUGUAGUUGUGCAUCAAAAUCGAAUUCGGAUUCGUAAUUCGACGUAAAGUCCUCAUAUUUGGGGGUGGGGGUGGGGCUAUGCUAAAACACAUCCACACCCAAACUCAUCACCCAGAUCCUUUAGAUUUGUUGUGUGUGAAGAUGAAGGAGAUAAAUACAAUAUUUUCAUCCUGACACUCCGUCUACCUUCAAGAUAUGUUAUAAUCAUCUGUAUUUUAUGUAAUUCUAUCGCUAAAAUAUUUUGUCAACAAAGUAACAUGUUAGCGAAGAUUUGUUGACUAACAACAUGAUUAACAUUCGUCCACAUCAAAUUAAUGAUAGAAAAAUCAGAGAUGUCCUCAAAGAACAGUUUUUUGUUUCGUCUGGUUUUAGUUGCUUGUUCUAACCUGCUCUUCUCUGAGAAAAAGAGGAUGCGAAUGUCAUAUGCAUUUUUCUUACAUACACACACUGGGAUCUUCAAUACGAUAUCAUUUAAAACAAUUCAGAAUUUUGAAAAGAUAAGUUCAUGAUUAGAAAAUGGUCGAAACAAUUCAUUCGCGGAUCACUAUUUUAUCAUUAUUUGAUUUAAAAAAUACAUCCUAACGGUCUACAGACACAUAAUGACGCAUUUUAAUGAGCAUUCUUGUAAUUAUUCAAUUGAAAAAAAAUGCAUCUGUUAGAAGAGAAUUUGUGAUCAUGUAUCUCACGCAGUUUUCGGCGCUCUAUCAAAAGAUUGAUUUUUAGUCUGACUUAUUCAAAAUGAACAUACAUUAUCUUCGUUGAAAAUUAUGCAAUUUAAUCAACAUCGUUCUGUUCUUACUAAGAACAAGAACUGUGACUAUCAUUUUAAGCAAACUAUUGCACAAAAUAAUUUUAAAUUGAUCACUAGAACACAAGAGUUCGACGACGUAAAAAAAAUGUCCUUAUGAUUCAGUGAUGGUUCAACGAAAAAAAAAAGGAAGAAACUGUGUAUCUAGUGAUUCAAAUCUAUAUUGGUCUCAUUCUCACAUAUGAUUAUGUAAGGUUCUUUCGAAACUAAUUCAUCAUCGUUUUGUAUACGUGUCAUACCAUGGCUUAACAAUAAAUGUUUAACUUUCCUUCUGUUGUUUGUCAAUUCAGUCCUUUCAUUUCCUCGAUUUUACUACAGACAGAAAGAAGCAAACUAACGCAAUGACUAAUUCGCCAUUACUUUCUAUUGGCAAUAAGUCAAUUAUUGCACUUGACUGUGAGGAUGUACUUCUCGACUAUCAAACAACAAUCCCACAAAUUUACAAAAAAAAUCUUUGGAAAACAAUUGACUCUUGCCUCGCCAAAAUAAUAUCAUGUAAGUAACGUACAAAUCAUUCUUUAAGUGCAUUGGAAACUUCUUUGCAAUGAAAUAGAAAUGAUUCUCUUCAUUUUCUUCUUCCCUGUAGGUCACGAUCAGAUAUGACGUCACAUUUACGCCUGAAGAAAGAUCUCAGUUGAAUAUGAUGUGGGAGGGUGUGGAUGGGUGGGGUUAUGGAUGUGUUCAAUGUUUUUUCACACACACAUCCCAUGCCUAUACCUUAAAUCCACAGGCGCACAUACCCACAUCUACAGCCACGCUUCACAUCCUCAUAAUAUCUUGUGGACUGCAUUCAUAACUUAAGGCAAUCAUGAAUCCUACCUUUCUGUUAUAUUAACUCAUACGACACUACUUUUUUGACUAUGAUAAAAUAAUCAAAUAGAGGCUAUAAAAUAUAGACAAGUUUGAAAUUUGUUGACUAUUCAAAAUAUUCUUAUUAUUUUGAGUCUAUUGAUUUUUCUUAGAACACUUAUAUUCAUUUAGAUCAUAAUGUGAACUUUCACUAGUGAAGAGUAUUUUUGAAUAUUUCGUACUAGAGCUAUUUAAUAUAUUUUAUCUAUAGGAUGGCACAAUUCAGUUCAACUAUAAAUGCUGUUAUCUCACAGUUGAACAAUAUUAUUUGGAAAACUCAAACACUAAAACGAAUGAUAUUCAUCUAUAAAGUUCUAAUAGACUUAUCUCGAAUGAAACUCAGUGCUAAGAAUCGAUAGGUUAAUUACUAAUAAUCAUAAAGUUGCAAUAUUAGUUCUAUUUAAGAAAAUAGAACCAUGCCGUAUUCAUAGUUCAUGAUUUUUAUGUUUUCCAUGGAGUUAAUUUUAAUUCUUGUCAAUUGAUGUUCAGAUAUUGAAUUAUAAUUUUUUGAUCUAAUGAUUGUCGACGAUAUACAGAUUGAAUGCAUUCUAGUUAAUUAUUUCUGAAAACAGAAAUCAUAUUACUUUAUAAUUUUAAAAGUAGUUUCGGAACGAGUCUUUUGUGGAUAUUUUCGGAUGGAAUAACUUUAUGCCACAUGAUACUGUUACAUAGAAAUUUAUAACAAAUCAUCUUCUGCAUAGAAAACCUGAUCACACCAUUCGAUAGAGCUCGUCGAGUUGUACUUGGAACCGUAUUCGAACGCUUGAAAAAGGAUCCUGGAAGAAUAUGGGAUGAUUUUACUAGAAUAUUCAUGGCAAUAUACCGGUAUAGUGGGAUUUUUAAAAGCAUAGUUUAGAUUUUGGAAAAACGGAUCAUAUCACUGAAUAGAGCUCAUCGAGUUGUACUUGUAACUGUAUUGGAACGCUUGGAAUAAGUUCU
Molecule: messenger RNA, 6833 nt
Organism: Rotaria sordida
Lineage: Eukaryota; Metazoa; Rotifera; Eurotatoria; Philodinida; Philodinidae
Source: the annotation of a GenBank genome assembly